This is a messenger RNA of Lathyrus oleraceus (garden pea), 1143 nucleotides long. RefSeq lists its product as uncharacterized. The coding region runs from base 1 to 1143 and encodes 380 amino acids. Gene Ontology annotation, molecular function: zinc ion binding; nucleic acid binding. The record is from RefSeq and is a predicted model, not a curated record. NCBI's taxonomy places the organism in Eukaryota, Viridiplantae, Streptophyta, Magnoliopsida, Fabales, Fabaceae. The transcript has 3 exons.
AUGGUUCAAUGUUAUUGUUGUAAUAGGUUUGGCCACUUUGCUAAAGACUGUUGGUCAAACAAGGAAAGGAAGUCAGAAGAAGCAAACAUAGCCAGAGGAGAUUCAGAUGAUGAGCAUGUGCUAUUGAUGGCUUAUGAAUAUGAUGAUGAUGAACCUAUGCAAUUGACGAUUUCUAAUUCUGGAGGAGACUUUGAAUAUGAUUCAGAGUCAGAAGAUGACUCUGAAUAUAAAGUCGAGUCUGAUUCUGAAUAUGAGUCAAAAUUGAAAGAUGAGUCAGAAUAUGAAGGUUCUGAAGAUGAGUCAGAAUCUGAAGGUUUUAAAGAAGAGUAUGAAUCUGAGGGUUCUGAAGCUGAAGGUGAGUCAGAAGAUGUCUUUGAAGCUGAAGGAGAAGUUUCCUCUGAAGAGGAUUCUGCCUCUGAAGGUGAGUCAGAAUCAGAAAAUAAGUCUGAAGGUGACUCUGAAGAUGAAGAAGACUCUAAAGGCGAGUCUGACUCUGAAGGUGAAUCUGAUUCUUAUCUAGAUUCUGAUGAUGAUCCAGAAUCUGGAGGUAAUCUAAUCUAUGGAAAUAGAGCUUAUGGAGGCGGAACUUCUAAAGGGAAAACUUUUGAAGAUAUUGAUUCUGAUUCCGAAGAUGAGUUAGAGCCUGAAAAUGAUUCUGAGAGUGAGUCAGAAUCAGAAGGCGAGAUUGAUUAUGAGGAAGAAUCUGAUUUUGAUCCAGAUUCUGAUGGUGACUCAGAUUCUAGUGGUAGUCCAGAUUCUUGGAAUAUUCUAGAUUUUGAAGGUGGCCAUGCUUAUGAAGUCGGUACUUCUGAAGUUUCAGCAUCUGAUACUGUUCUAGGAUCAGAAGAUUCUAAACAAUUGGUAGGUUCUCUGAGGUAUUUGUGUAAUACCAGACCUGAUAUUUACUAUGCAGUUGGAAUGAUGAGUAUAUUUGUAAGUAAAUUGAAGUGGUCUCAUUACCAAGAUGCUGUUAGAAUUCUGAGGUAUAUAAAGGGAACUCUGAAGUAUGGAGUUUUGUUCCCUUCUGAUGCUGAAAUUGACUCAGAACUUAUGAGUUUCUCAGACUCUGAUUGGUGUGGACACAGAGUUGACAGAAGAAGAUCUAAAGAUCAAAGUAAACAAGCCUCUGAAGCUGAUGAUUGA